Messenger RNA from Aspergillus costaricaensis CBS 115574, 1875 nucleotides. RefSeq names its product translocon subunit SEC61. Gene Ontology annotation, cellular component: membrane; Sec61 translocon complex. Gene Ontology annotation, molecular function: transmembrane protein transporter activity; signal sequence receptor activity; ribosome binding. The transcript has 5 exons. Gene Ontology annotation, biological process: post-translational protein targeting to membrane, translocation; SRP-dependent cotranslational protein targeting to membrane, translocation. Bases 176 to 1612 code for a protein of 478 amino acids. NCBI's taxonomy places the organism in Eukaryota, Fungi, Ascomycota, Eurotiomycetes, Eurotiales, Aspergillaceae. The record is from RefSeq and is a predicted model, not a curated record.
CUCCCUUUCUCCUCCUCCAUCCUCUCUCUCUUCCCGUCGUCUUCACUUCUUCUCCUUCUUCUUUUGUAAUUUCCCUCCAUUCCUUCAGCUGGUUUUCGCCUCCAGCUUUCCUUUCUUUCUUUCCCUCCCCUUUUAUUCGAGUAAUCCUGCAGCUCUGGGAGGUGCAACAGUCACAAUGAGCGGACUCCGGUUUCUCGAUCUCAUCAAGCCUUUCACGCCCCUCCUCCCGGAGGUGGCCGCCCCGGAAACCAAGGUUCCCUUCAACCAGAAGUUGAUGUGGACGGGGUUGACUCUCCUGAUCUUCCUGGUCAUGAGUCAGAUGCCCUUGUACGGAAUUGUCUCCUCUGACACCUCCGACCCUCUGUACUGGCUCCGUAUGAUGCUGGCCAGUAACCGGGGUACCCUGAUGGAAUUGGGUAUCACCCCCAUCAUCUCCUCCGGCAUGGUUUUCCAGCUCCUCGCUGGUACCCACCUCAUCGAUGUCAACCUGGACCUCAAGACCGACCGUGAACUGUAUCAGACCGCUCAGAAGCUCUUCGCUAUCAUCCUGUCCUUCGGUCAGGCCUGCGUCUACGUCCUCACUGGUCUUUACGGCCAGCCCAGUGACCUUGGUGCCGGUAUCUGUGUCCUCCUGAUUGUUCAGCUGGUCGUUGCUGGCUUGGUUGUCAUUCUGCUUGAUGAGCUCCUCCAGAAGGGCUAUGGUCUUGGUAGCGGUAUCUCUCUGUUCAUCGCGACCAACAUCUGCGAGUCGAUCGUCUGGAAGGCUUUCUCCCCCACGACCAUCAACACUGGCCGUGGUCCCGAGUUCGAGGGUGCCAUCAUUGCCCUCUUCCACCUUCUCUUGACCUGGUCCGACAAGCAGCGUGCUCUUCGUGAGGCUUUCUACCGCCAGAACCUCCCCAACAUCAUGAACCUGCUGGCCACUCUCCUCGUUUUCGCCGCUGUGAUCUACCUCCAGGGCUUCCGUGUCGAGAUCCCCGUCAAGUCCUCCCGCCAGCGUGGCAUGCGUGGUUCCUACCCUGUUCGCCUGUUCUACACCUCCAACAUGCCCAUCAUGCUUCAGUCUGCUCUGUGCUCCAACAUCUUCCUCAUCAGUCAGAUGCUCUACUCUCGCUUCUCUGACAACCUCCUUGUCAAGCUUCUCGGUGUUUGGGAGCCUCGCGAGGGUUCUGCCCAGCUCCACGCCGCUUCCGGCAUUGCCUACUACAUGUCUCCUCCCCUGAACUUCAAGGAGGCCCUUCUUGACCCCAUCCACACUGCCGUUUACAUUACCUUCAUGCUGGUCGCUUGCGCUCUCUUCUCCAAGACUUGGAUCGAGGUUUCCGGCUCUGCUCCCCGUGAUGUUGCUAAGCAGCUCAAGGACCAGGGCCUCGUGAUGGCUGGUCACCGUGAGCAGAGCAUGUACAAGGAGCUCAAGCGUGUCAUCCCUACUGCCGCUGCUUUCGGUGGUGCCUGCAUUGGUGCCCUGUCCGUCGCUUCUGACCUCCUUGGUGCUCUUGGCAGCGGUACUGGUAUCCUCCUUGCCGUUACAAUUAUAUACGGAUACUUCGAAAUUGCCGCCCGUGAGGGCGACAUUGGAUCGGGCCUCAAGGGCCUUGUUCCGGGUAACUAAAUAAGGCCCCUUUUUUGAUGAAAGCAUGAGAAGAAGUUUGAGGGCUUAUGUUUGUUCUUGCAACUUUCUGUUCUUCUCGGGUAGAGUGCUGUUGUGGCUGGGAUCUGGAUUAUUUAGUUCUUGAUGGAUGUAUGGCUAGUUUUUAACAAUUUGCAGGAGGGGAAGAUCUUCUCUACGAAGAUACGUCCACGCCACAGCUGUACAUAGCACCUACCUGGUUUGUAACCAUAUUGACAAAAGAUCUAAAAUUAACUUAAUUGGCU